Messenger RNA from Amborella trichopoda, 1260 nucleotides. NCBI's taxonomy places the organism in Eukaryota, Viridiplantae, Streptophyta, Magnoliopsida, Amborellales, Amborellaceae. The record is from RefSeq and is a predicted model, not a curated record.
UCCAUACAAACCAAACCCAUUUAAUAUUAUUCGUUAUUUAUUUGUAAAUAAUUUAUUAUCGGUUGGGAACCGCAGGGUGCUGUUAUUGACGGCUUCCUUUUGUGUUUCCUCCAAUUUUUUAAUAUUUUUUCUUUACAUGUCAUUCUCCUCCUCUUUAAAAUAAAAAUGGUCAAUCUCUUGAACGAAGCAGAAGAGUUUUCGUCUUUUCUUUUGGGUAGAGAAAAGUCUUCAUCCUUCUCACAGCUUCUGCAAAAUUCGUGCCUUUGCUGCUUUUUCAGGUCGAGAAUCGUGACACCAUGGAAUAUUCGUGUCGCCGGAAUUUGUGAUUUUUCGGCAUGGGAGUCGACGGAAUCCGUCUCCUAACUGUUGUUGCCAUCUCUGGUGGGGUGCUCCUUUUGGCUCUUGGACGCCGGAAAUUUCUACGGCCGCAGGGAGAGCAAGAAGAAGGGCACCACCACAAUUUGAAGAGUAAUUUAAGAGAGGCGGCCUUUGUAGGAAGAAGAAGUUCAGGUUCAGGUAAGAAGAAGAGGGUGAGGUUUUCGGAGGACGUUAAGGAACCGUCAGGUAACAAUGUGGAGUACAGGAGACGUCAUGUUCACGCUUCAAACGGGGUUAGGAAUCGAGAGAGGGUCAAUGGGGGCGUCAAGCACGUGCCAAUAACGAACGCGUGUAAGCAGAAUCUGCUAUCCAAUCGUGCGGCUCUCUAUCACGGGCAGUCACAAUACCGCUCCCAAAUGGCCACACUAAUGAUCUACGCCUAGGCCCUCUCCUGUUUCUCUCCCUGGGUUUCCAUCCUAAUCAUAUCUCUUUUUUUUUUGUCGCCCUAUUUGUACAUAACUUUUUUCAAAUUCGGGCAUCGGUGGUUGCAGGUCUACAAUUCCAACCAUUUAUGCUCGUGAUCUAUUUUGUUUUUGUUUUUUUUUUUUCACUUAUUUUUUUGAAACACUUCCCCUCACGUGCCCCAAUCUUACUCCCACAUAACACUCUCUCUUUUAUAUACAUAUUUUAUUUUUUCAUUUGAUGUUAGGAAAAGAGAGUUGACCCUCUCAUUCUCUCUUUUACUAUGUAUAGAAUUUACAUCAAAUUUAACGGGACAAUAAUUAUGUCAUAUAUUUUGCAGAAGGAAAAUUUUCCAUGAGUCAGCAAGUGCAAGAGCCCGCUGACCUUUCAAUAUCCAUCUUUAAGAUGGACCAAGAUGGACAUUUUGUAAAACUCACGGGUCAAAUUAAAUACGGACGAAGUAAAAAAAUCUCCAAAAAC